AUGUCGGGCAUACCGCGAUAUAACAAUGCACCACUAAAUGCACGAUCGGGUGUUCCUGUCCCUCCCACCGGGCCUUCAACAUCCUCUGAAACGGCCGCGCCUGCAUCAUCAUCAGAACCUCUGAGCAACAGCAACCCCACCACAACAUCCUCAUCAUUCUCUUCGUAUCCACGAGCGCAACCCGCAGCUGCCGUACCCAUUCCUACCGGGCUUGCAAACUCGCAACGUUACGCCCCUCCCCCCGCAGCUGCAGUUACGACGGCCAAACCAGAGCCAACGCGCACGAUAGAAGAAGAUUUCGACGUACCACCUGCACCCCAACCAGGUGCUUUUCCCAAGCCGACUACUGGGUUCGCGGGAAAUACGUUCACAUCGCAAACUAAAUCUGUGCCUCCGCCUCCGAGAGCGGGGUCUUCAUAUGCUGCCAAUCACAACGCGACUCCUUCAAUGCCACCAAAUCCAAGCGCGGGGCAAGUUGGGACGAUGGAGAAUCAUACAGAAUACCCCCCUCAGAUGAUGAUUCCGCCGCCAAGCGUCACCAGCGCACCGUUUUCGACGACGAUGACGAUGGAUGCGAAUACGGCAGCUCAGGCAUCGGGUUCAUAUGGGACAAUGCAUCCUCAACCGGUUUCUGUUGGCGAUGCGUAUGCUCGUCGUACACAGCAGGAAAACCAGGGAUAUGGACAGCGACGCAGUGUGGAAUACCUGGAGCAUCCACCAGGAUACGUGCAGAAUGCAUAUGCGGCUGAACUGAGCAGUGAUCAGAGGAGAGCAAUGGAUGUGAAUGAGAGGAGAGAAAAUGCAAGUGCAGGUGAAGAGGAGGGGAUCUGGGAGAGUGCAAAGAGAUGGGCUGGGAGUGCCGGGAGUAAGUUGAGUGAGGGGGAAAAGGAGGUUUGGAGGAGGAUCAAUGGAGAGUAG
Botrytis porri is the source of this 918-nucleotide messenger RNA. RefSeq lists its product as uncharacterized. Bases 1 to 918 code for a protein of 305 amino acids. The record is from RefSeq and is a predicted model, not a curated record. Lineage: Eukaryota; Fungi; Ascomycota; Leotiomycetes; Helotiales; Sclerotiniaceae. The transcript has a single exon.